AUGGCGCAAAACGUGUUCUCGACAUGGGCACUGGCACAGGCGUCUGGGCUGUCGACUACCGCUGAUGCGCAUCCCGAGGCCGAAGUCAUUGGGGUGGAUCUGAGUCCUAUCCAACCUAACUUCGUACCACCCAAUGUUCGAUUCGAAAUUGACGAUCUAGAAAAGGAGUGGACUUGGGCUCACAAGUUCGAUUUCAUUUUCUGCCGCUCGCUGUCCGGCAGUUUUCCCGACUGGGAGCCCGUCCUUCAGAAGGUUUACGAGCCUCACCGCAGUCAACUUGAACCUGGUGGUUACUUCGAGAUUCAGGACGGAGCGUUCCCCGUUGGAACUGACGACAACACGAUACCCAGAGACUCGGCACUCCUUCGCUGGUGCAAUCUCCUCGUUGAGGCCAGUGGCAAUUUAGGGCGUCCCGUUGACCAGGUCUACAAUUACAGCACCAUCAUGCGAAAGGUAGGCUUUGUUGAUUGCGUCGACCGCGACUUCAAGUGGCCCACGAAUACUUGGCCAAAGAACAAGCGCUUCAAGGAAAUGGGCAUGUGGUCAUUGGCUGCCCUUGACGCCGGUUUGGAAGGCCUGUCCAUGGCGCUACUGACAAGAGGCCUGAACUGGACUAUGGAGGAAACCUUAGCUUUCUGUGUCAAUGUACGCAGGGAGAUGCGCGAUCCCAGAAUACAUGCCUACUGGCCCGUCCACGUGGCAUAUGGGCGGAAACCAGAAACUGUCCCAGCGGCGGCAACGGCUGAAGAUACAUCGACCUGA
Messenger RNA from Verticillium alfalfae VaMs.102, 762 nucleotides. RefSeq lists its product as hypothetical. The coding region runs from base 1 to 762 and encodes 253 amino acids. NCBI's taxonomy places the organism in Eukaryota, Fungi, Ascomycota, Sordariomycetes, Glomerellales, Plectosphaerellaceae. The transcript is spliced from 3 exons. The record is from RefSeq and is a predicted model, not a curated record.